AUAAACGGUUACUUUUAGAAACGAUUUUUUCACAAAAUGAUUAAUUUAUGGAUUCUGCUGAUCGUUGAAAUAGAAUUAAUUACGGUAGAAAAUUACAUCGUUAAUGACGAUUCGUACAAUGACGAUACGUUGUUUUCAGUAUACGACAAUGGAACUUACAACGUGAAAGAAAUUCACAACGAACUAGAUGAUGAUUAUUUACCAGAAUUUGUGACAGAUAACGAACUCGAUGAAAAAUCUCGUUUACUCGAUUUCGAAGAAAAUUACGUUAAACCGAAUAUAAAACAAAAUUUGAAACAGUAUAAAAAUUACAAAUAUGCUAAAAAGAAACGAGAGCUGAAUGCGGAUUCCGAUGACCAGUACACGUUUCGAUACAAAACCGAUAACGUAACCGAGGCAGCGUACGAUUACGAUAAAUUCAAACAAGAGUACGAUCACGAUGUUGACGAGCUAAAAAAAUCUCAAGCUAAACUAAACCUUUCCGAUUUCAAACCGAUAGCGAAGUCAGAAUGUAGCACAGGUUUAUUCGAUAAGGGACCGUUCACGAUGGCUUGCCUUAUUCAAGAAAAUCGCGCCGGAGAGACUGAAGCCAUAAGAAACGAUGCUGGAAAAUCGAUAGAAGAGCUGUUGAAAUUGUGGGGAAUUGCCUUCGUCUUGUUUGUAGUGAUCGGAUGGGGUAAUUAUGGAUGUUGUAACUGGAUAUGCCCGACUAAACAUUGCUUUCCUGAUGAUGGUUACGAAGAAAUUAAACAAAAGUUGGCUUUGAAUCCUCCAGGAACACUCAUGAGUAAGGUAGACCCAAAGACAGACGACAAAUCAAAAACGAAAUUCGAAAAGGAAUAUUAUCAGCCAUCAGAGACAGAAUAUUACUUAUAUAAUAGCGUAUGGAACGAUAUAUAUCAUGUAUAAAUUACCAAUUUUUA
This is a messenger RNA of Planococcus citri (citrus mealybug), 923 nucleotides long. RefSeq lists its product as uncharacterized. The record is from RefSeq and is a predicted model, not a curated record. The transcript is spliced from 4 exons. NCBI's taxonomy places the organism in Eukaryota, Metazoa, Arthropoda, Insecta, Hemiptera, Pseudococcidae. The coding region runs from base 37 to 909 and encodes 290 amino acids.